This is a messenger RNA of Aplysia californica (California sea hare), 4983 nucleotides long. RefSeq lists its product as uncharacterized. The transcript has 12 exons. The record is from RefSeq and is a predicted model, not a curated record. Bases 171 to 2357 code for a protein of 728 amino acids. Gene Ontology annotation, molecular function: protein binding. Lineage: Eukaryota; Metazoa; Mollusca; Gastropoda; Aplysiida; Aplysiidae.
CGUGAAUGCCUAAACAGCAUUCCAAAAUGUCUUCUUAUGUAGAUUUGAUGAGCUAAUUUGACAUUGAAGUCCCUUUUCGUGGCUACAGAUUUGCCUCAUAUAUCAUGUGAUUAUUCUGAUUAAAUGGUGUCGUAUCGAAAUAAGAGCUGUUCAGAUUUUGCUGACUUCUGAUGGCUCUGGUUAUAGAUAGACCACCACUCCGUGGUUACAGCUCAUAUCAAAGCAACACUUUCACAAUGGACGAUGAAGCUAAGAUUGGAGAAAAGACUCAAGAUGAAAAACAUGAUUCUAGCAGUGGAGGCUUCCCUGGAAGUGAAGCAAGGCCGAUGAGUGCCUUAGCGAGAGGGGUACAGAUCACUGAAUUUGCUGAGAGCAGAGUCAACCCUACACCUCUCUUGCUUGAGGAGUCUGACAUUCUUCUGGAGCAGUAUUUAAGUCCUGGGAAAUUGCAACUUCUAACUGGGGUUGAUAAUCUAGAGCUUGUUGAAUCAUUGGAGUUGAAAGUUGAUUCUAGAGAAACCAGUUUGGGAAACUUUGGUGGACUGCUGCCUAAUCUUACAGAACUCAAACUGAGUGGCAGCAGCAUUGCCUGUGCCAGGGACUUAGGCUCAUCCCUGAGAAAGUUACGUGUGCUAUGGCUUACCAGAUGUGGUCUUGAGGAACUGGAUGGGAUUUCCUCCAUGCUUAACCUCAAAGAGCUGUAUCUGGAGUAUAAUGAGGUUACAGACAUUAGUCCUAUUUCUAUGUUGGAACACUUGGAAAUUUUAGAUUUGGAAGGGAAUAACGUUGAUGACAUCACACAAGUUCAAUAUCUAUCCCUUUGCCCAAGACUAAGGAGAUUAGCGUUGGAUGGAAAUCCAAUCUGCGUUUGUCCCUCGCCUACUCAUGAUGAGCCUGGCUAUGACUACAGACAGACAAUUAAGAAACUUUUGCCAAAUCUACUGGUGCUGGAUGAUGAGAGGCUGGAUGAAGCGUCCUCUUCCCUGAUAAAACACAAUGUGUUUGAUGAAGACUGGGCGUACUUGGAAGAACUACAGAAAGAUGCUUUCUUACAGCAGGAGUUUAGUGAAAACCAAGAAGUAUCCAAUGAAGCUCAAGCAAUUGGAGAGCGUCCACCAUCGGCGGCUCUCCGUCCAGCCACCAGCUACCGCCCUGGCUCUGCCCUCCGACCCUCCUCAGGUUUUCGUCCUCUCUCUGCUUCGCGCCGGCCACAGACCAUGAGCGGACCCAGCACCCCCACUAGGCCUGGGACGUCUGCUUCAGUCCGCCCUGUUUCUAGUGAUGCUGUGGAAGGCAUAGAGUCCUCCAGUGAACUCACUAUUGGUGGAGUCAUUUGUGGAAACCCGUCCAAAGCCUUGAGACAGAGGAGAAAAGGAGGCGCAGGGUCCAAGGAAGAAAUCCAAAAGGGACUGAGCAAACUCAUGCAGAAGGGAGCAAUAUUCAAUCACUCAGAAAAUGCUGAGGAUGUUCCAUUGAAAGCUGAAGAUGAAAUGAACAGUAUUAUUGAGGAAUUGCAAUCAUGGAAAGUUGAACAUGAGAAGAGGAUGCAAGAUAUUCUGAAGACUAAAGAAGCUCAGGUUCUGGUGGUGGACCAUGAUGAGGCCGUGGAGGUUUCUGACAGUGAAGAAGACUCUGAUUUCGACUUGCCAAGGGAAACAAUCGACUACAGGCCAGGCUCAUCACAGCAACGGCACAGUGCUGACUUGAGGCUAAAGAGCAGCAAAAAGAAGAUGGACUCAGUGGGAUAUCCAUCUGGCAGUGCUGAGUCUUCACUCAGAGCUCAGGGUGUUAGCUCAAGACUGAGUGCCUCAAAAAUACGAGAUGGAGAUUCAGAAUAUCGCCAGAGAUUUCAUUCUGAUGAUUAUGAUGAGGAUGAAUCAAACCCGGCCGCCGAAGUUUUUCAUGAUCAAGGAUCUUCGCUGGCUUCAUUUUCUGGCUAUGCGAGAUCACGGUCACGAGAGGGGAGCAUGGGAGACUCGUGGUCUGAAGGAGAAGGGAUGACCCCAGAAAGACCGAGGUCAAGAGGUCAAGGUGAAGGAGGCUUGGCUCCAUUGAGAGCUCCCAGCCCGACAUCGGCUCAGAUUAUCAACAGCCUGAGAGCGAGACAAACUGAGAGGCCCCCAUCUCCUCGAUCAAAAAGAUUACGUGUCGGUCCAACUGGACUUCCUGUGUCCUCCCAGACGCCAGUCAUCAGAAACAGCAUUGUUCCUCCCCCAUCUCGAUCAGGACUGGUUUCCACCACAGCCAUGUCCUCAGUGUCUCGAGGCAACGUACCACUAUUACCGUCACAACCCAGAAUAGCCCGACAGCUGCCCGAGACACCCAAACUCCUGCCACAUCCACCCAAAAAUUCAUAGCUCUGAAAUGACUAUUUGAAAAAUUAUCACAGGUGCCUUGAGUAGUGCAGUUUGUCUUUUCUGGUAUGAAAUGGCUUGCUGCACUCUUCAAUGACACCAUCAUUGUAUACAUUAUGUUUAUCGUCUUCUUCUGUGAUAUUUCAAACUUGCUCUGAAAAAAAAACUGAUAAUAUAUAUGGCAUGGAAAAUGACCUUGAAAAUGACCUUGCUGCCUAUAAACUGGGUACUGUUGUAUGUUCACCUUCAUGAUUCAAACUAGAGCACAUUUCAGUGUUGUCAAAGUAGACCAGAAAUGCUAUUGUUUUAAAGAAACUGGUUACACUGCAAUACAAAGAUAUACAGUUGAAACCAUUUUAUGAGCAGUCCAACUAUUUUCACUUCUGUCCCUUUCAAAUUCCUUCCAAGACUUUAAUGAUGAUGGUGUUAUCAAUGUGUGAUCAUUGAAAAUAUGAGAGCAUGACAUAUUCAAAAAUAAUUUUCCAAGAAACCAAAGAAAUAUUUGAGAAUUUCUCACCAAGUUAAGAGACAGAUUUCCAUAUCUCCUGUAAAGGAAACGUGAUGCUCUUUGUGCCCACUAUAAUACUUAUGUAUACGCAUGAAGAAAGAUUUAGAUUUGAUUUGAUUUGAAUGUAAAACUGGGGUCUUAUGAAAACGGGGUGCUCCAUGCUCCCUUGCCCCUCUUCAUGAGGCUCCAUUUCAGUGCGGGUAGGCUGAUUGUCUCCAUCAUCAGCUGGUUGUUGUAGCGUCUGAUGGGGUCCCGCAAGCUGCUCCUCCUACUUUCACCAGGCUGUACUCCUUCUCCUUUCUCAAUCACAACCUCCUUCGUGAAGGAGUCCUCUUCACGGCUGCUGGCUAAGUGAUCUUGGACAAGGGCUACUACAGUUGGAGGGUCAAGGGUAAGCACUCCUAUGUUUGCUAGCUUAUCUGCUCUAUCAUUUCCCUUGACUCCUGCAUGUCUUGGGCAGAAGAUCCAGUCUGAUUUUGCUGGUCUCAAACCAAACUGCAUAGAGGCUGCCGGCCAAGAUCUUAUCCAGAGUAUUCGAAGUAUUAAAAGAUUUAGAUUUCAAGUGGAAAUUUGGCUUGAUCAUAGUUAUGUAAAGUUCUCAUUUGUUGACCAACUUACAGUCUCCUUUUUGGAAAACUAGUUUGAGUUAUGUAGUCAUCCAUGAUCUGUAUGAUUCGUAUUGUGCAAAUGUCAUUCUUUACUUGGCUAUUGAAGUUUUUUCCUUCUAUCCAGUGCAAAGAAAGAUUAAACCUCUUUUUCUUUUUCCUUUUGGAUCAUUUUCUUUCAGGUUUGCCCAUCUUUUUGGAUGUUUUUAUCUGUUCAUUUUUUAUUAGGCUUUCUGAUUUAUCAGGUUCUUUCUUAUUGGUUGCUCCCCCACUUGCAUCCCCUGCACCCCAAAAAACUCAUUAUUUUUGGGUAAAUUUAAAAGAUUCAAUAAAAAAUAUUUUAGGUUCACAGACAGGUAAAUGGAUUGUGCUAAGAGACUGAUUUACACUUUUAACAAUUGCAUCAUGCCUGUUAGUGACAACAAAAUACAAGUUACAAAGUGUGAGCCAAAGCAACAUGCCUAUGAGGCUUUAAAAAAAAGUAAAAUGGAUCGGUGACACUUCACGCUGAAGUUCUGAAUCAUCAUUGCUAAUUCGCUCUUCACUGUAUAAUCCAGUUCCCUCUCUCUCUACACUACAUACACUACUGGUAGGCCUGUCAUCGCGAUAACUGCUUAAACCUGACUGUUGGAUCAAAAUUCUAGACCUAGACUGAAUUGAAAUUGAUCUAUGUGACUCUCAGCUUUGAGGGCAGCUACCAAAGGAGUUUGAGCAUCUUCAAAUAAAUCAGAGGGCACCAUCAUGUUACAAGAUGGAGAAAAAGCUGUUAAUAUAUAAUUUUGAGACAAAAAUAUUGCACAGAAAAGCAAAUGGCAUGCAUCUUGUAUGUCAUUUACUGCUGCUGAUACUAGGAAAGGUACUGGGUACUGGUUCUUUAUACAACAAUUUGAACAGUCUGAGCAAACCAUUGACUUAAUUAUCUUUAAUUUGUGAUAAUACCAUAUUUGUGGGCUGACAUUUUUACUGCUUCCUGCCUGAGGUGUGAUAGUUGUUGCACAUGUUGAAUGGACACUGUGGAUAGGUUAAGAGUGUGAAAACCUGAUAUCCAAACCUGUCAUUUUGCCAUGUACGGCACGGAUUGGAAGCCUUGCGUUUCUGUUUUUAGGUACCAGUCAUAGUGAUUAUGUAUUGCUUUGUCUUAUGGUGAAAUUCCAUGAAGAGACUCUUGUACUCAUUUAUUCUAAUUUUCUUGUUGUCCUACAGAUUAUUUAAACCAACUGUGAAAACUUUGUGUGCAUGCGAUUAUUUGCAUAAUCUUGUUUUGCACCGUCAGAACUGAAGUACACCUCUGAGAAUUUAUUGGUCAUUUUGAAAGUAGGUAAAACUUUUACAGGGAGAGUACUUAAUUCUUGACUGUCCAUUAUAAAAGUAUCAAAUAUUCUUCCAAGCUCCCCACCAAGUAAAUGUAAGUUUUUACCGCAUUGUCAUACUCAAAACCUGUCUGGCAAAGCGAAACUCAUCUUGUCAAAAAGGAUUCUGAAUAAUCAGGACUGGAUCCACUCUAGACUGAAACAAA